AUGCUCCCCAGAGCGGCUUUUGUGGCUCUCUUCUGGGCCAGUGUCCAGGUUGCUGGACAUAGCGACAGCGGCUCCAGCACAAGUUCGAGCCGUAACGUCGCUUCCAACUUGGAAGAGUACUGUUUCUAUUCGAUAUAUACCAGUUUAUCUGCAUACACCUUCGAGGGCAGUGUAACUGUCCAGUCCGCCACAACUUCUUCUCAUUCUCAUGGGGGCUCCUCAUCUUCCUCGCAUGGAUCGUCGGGUACUUCAUCUACUGAAACAUCUGAGACCAAUUCACAUGGAUCAUCUGAAUCUUCCUCCGCUGUAUCCCCCGGCUCCUCUUCUGUAGCUCAUAUGCACGGAUCAUCCAAUUCUUCCUCUACCGGCACAUCUGAUUCUUCCUACUCAGGAUACACACAUGGAUCGUCCGGUUCUUCCGCCACUGAAUCUGAUUCUGACUCUGAGACACACACUCAUGGAUCGUCCGAUUAUUCCUCCACUGAAUCUGAUUCUACCUCUGAGACACAUACUCAUGGAUCGUCGCGACGAAGUGUGAACGUUGCAAAGCGCGCCCAUGGUGGUGGCUCAUAUGGCUCAUACUCUACCGGACCAUGCAAUAGCACCGUGGAAGUGACUUCUAUGUAUGCUACCGCCAAGGCCUGGUGUUCCGCAAAAGACUUCAAAGCUGUGGUCCCAUAUUGGCAAAGCCUUUGUGCAAAGAACAGCAUGGAGCUCAUGAGCCUGGCUUCAAUUGAACCCCUCUUGACGGAUGAGUACAUCAACUCACUUCCUCAAAUUGACCCAGAGCAGAAUAAUGUGACCACCUAUGGAACCAUCGACUCGCCUGUGCUGCUGACCAAAAAAUACUAUGAUAGAGCCUACAAAUCUUACGUGAGCCAUGACUAUGCUAUGCCAAAAAACAAGCGAUAUGGAUGGGGAAUUAUUGGCUACUGGGGAGCUGUACUAGUUUUGGGCAUGAUUUCUAAGGCAUGGACAGUCUUCUUCAGCAGACGGAGUAGUAAGAAAGGUCCUCUUGCUUCUCUGUUUCAUUCCUUACGCACGCACAUCAUUAUGCCGGCUACCUUUGCCCCAGCCAUACCCAACCACCAGCAACUCUGGUUGUCACAUGCUCUUCCCAAGAGAGUCGAUACUUUGAUUGUGCUUGGUUUUUGGAUUGUCAGUAUCAUUUUGAGCUGUGUGGGUUACGACAGUUUCACGGGCAGUCUUUCAGUACCAAGCCUUUACCAACAAAAUUGGCAAUACACCUCCGACCGCACUGGAGUUCUUUCAUACGCCUGUCUGCCAGCUUUGUGGCUUUUCAGUGGUAGAAACAAUGUGUUUAUCCAGUUGACACACUUCAGCGUUCAGUCGUUUACUAUGUUCCACCGCCACAUCGCAUGGGUUUGCACUAUUUUGGCCGUGGUGCAUUCUAUCAACUACAGCGUUCUCUUCGCAGAAUAUGUUGGCCGCUAUUGGAUUGCUUGGAAGGAAGAGUACUGGUAUAUGGGUGUGGUGGCUACAAUCCUCUUGUGUUUCAUGCUUGUACAGUCUAUGACAUUUUUCCAACGCCGUUGGUAUGAGACUUUCCUCAUGCUUCACAUUGUCUUCGCCAUCGUUGUGGUAGUUGCCCUCUUCCAACACACCAGCUUCAACGGUCGCGAAUGGGUCGGAUAUCUUUGGACGCCGGUUGGACUUUGGGUCCUUGAGCGGCUUGCCCGCGUCGGUCGUGUUGUAUACUGCAACCUGAACGCCCGAUUCGGAAAGCAAUUUUUGGGCACUGCUACAACUGUUACGUACAGUGAGGCAAGUGACUUGGUCAGAAUUGAAAUGGUUCCCGGAGCCGCAAGCUUGACACCCAGACCCGGUCAGCUUUAUUAUAUCUAUCAAGCAACCUGGCUCAAGGGCUGGGAAAACCACCCCUUUUCAUUGGGUGCAUGGGCGCCUUCCUCCUCAGUCAACAAUGAAAAGACUGCUUCGGCCCCCCGAAAUGGACAUAAGCUUAUCUUCUACGUCCGGCCGUACGAUGGAUGGACACGUCGCCUUCGUGAUCAAUGCCGCAAAGCAGGGGGAAUCAUUCGCCCGAAGCUCCUUCUUGAGGGAGCUUAUGGCCACUCCGAGCCAGUGUAUGCCUACAACACUCUUUUGAUCAUUGUCGGUGGAACAGGAAUUGCAGUAGCAGUGCCGUACCUCCUGGAUCACAUUGCGCGCGUCAAGGAAGGCAAGACGAAGACCACCAAAAUUCGGCUUGUGUGGUCCGUCCGACAAAAAGAGAUGUUCAACGAGGUAUUCAACGAGGAACUGGCGGAGAUCAUGCAACAUAACGACAUCACGAUCACUGUCUUCUGUACUCGUCUUGCUAAAAUCACUAGUGAUUCUGAGUCCGAUGAUGUGAACCUCUCCAAGGAGCUUUCGUCUACUGUAGCGCCGGUGAUCAAGGCAACAGGCGUGGACUCUCCCACUAGCAACAGCAGCCUGCGGUUCUUGCCUGGCCGACCCAAUAUUCGCGAAACAAUCAUGUCUGAGGUGCAGGAAGCUCAGACCAGCUCGACUAAUUUGGCGGUCUUGACUUGUGGCCCGGCCCAAAUGGCCGAUGAGUGCCGUGGAACUGUAUAUGAGACCAUGAAGAAUGGCUUCCGGGACAUUGAGUACUUUGAAGAGGCGUUCGGCUGGUAG
Penicillium coprophilum is the source of this 2655-nucleotide messenger RNA. Its product is annotated as ferric reductase family protein. Gene Ontology annotation, biological process: intracellular iron ion homeostasis; iron ion transport; copper ion import. Bases 1 to 2655 code for a protein of 884 amino acids. Gene Ontology annotation, cellular component: plasma membrane. NCBI's taxonomy places the organism in Eukaryota, Fungi, Ascomycota, Eurotiomycetes, Eurotiales, Aspergillaceae. The record is from RefSeq and is a predicted model, not a curated record. The transcript is spliced from 7 exons. Gene Ontology annotation, molecular function: ferric-chelate reductase activity.